Molecule: messenger RNA, 11982 nt
Organism: Lingula anatina
Lineage: Eukaryota; Metazoa; Brachiopoda; Lingulata; Lingulida; Lingulidae
Product: neural-cadherin
Biological process (GO): multicellular organism development; cell migration; homophilic cell-cell adhesion
Cellular component (GO): catenin complex; plasma membrane
Molecular function (GO): cadherin binding; beta-catenin binding; calcium ion binding
Source: RefSeq, a predicted model, not a curated record
UAAAUGCUUUUGCAAUGAGUAGACGGUUAUUGUGUGUGUUUCAAACGUGGAUAGGGAGGUGCAUUGGCAGGGGGACAGCGAAGAACUGUUAACAGUCUUGUUACCCCAUCUCUGUCUAAUCAACAGCCUUAAUUACAGGAGGAGAAAAAAGAAGAAUCUACCUUUAAUAUAUCAAGGUGCUGCGAUCGUGAUUUAAAGGUAACACCGUACACAUAUCAACUGAGGAAUUUAAAACUCGAGAGUCGGAAAUUGGAGCAACAAUUGGAUUGACUCAUUCCCAGUUCAGCGGAAGCGUUUCAGGUGUAUGAUUCCCUGCAAUCUCGUGGAAGGUUUUAGGGAUAAGAAUUGUUAAGAACAGUGAUUUCCUAAGUAUGUACAACGCGUAAAAACCUGUUGUAGGGAAAAUUAAAAACGUCCACCGGUCAAGAAAUUGACAAGCUUGGAUGACCUAAUUUACCAUCCAACAUGGCGACGAGUAUAAACAUUUCGGCCAGGUUAGUCUUACUGGCCUUCUGCCUGUUUUCUGUACAUUCCAUGGUUGUGAAGCGGACUGUGGUUCCUAGCAACGUUCGUCCAGGAUAUAUUGUGUCCACUGUCGGGAAUAUAGGACAGAGCUUUGGUUUGGAAAGCCCAGACAAAGAAUUUGAAGACUAUUUCCACAUAACAAGCUCAGGGGAAGUGAUCACUUUGGAGAAAGUGGAGAAAUUUAUCAACAGAGCUUUCUCUUUAGUAGUAUCCAACAGUUUUGGCUCCAACUCAUGGACAGAGCCUAUUCAUGUUGUUGUGCAAAAUUAUUCAGAAAUUUUAGUCUUCCCCAAGGCGUCCUACAUUGGCCAUGUCGGUGAAAACCAGCCGGCUGGUGCUCUGGUGUCUGGAUUAGAUAGCUUACAAGCACAUUUUAAAGGACAGGCCUUGGACAAUAUCAAGUAUGCCAUUGGAUCUGGUAAUGAUCUUGGGAACUUCCAACUUGGAACCAAAAAUGGAAUUGCCCAGGUCUUUACCACAGUGCCUCUCGACUUCGAAGCCAAGGCGUUUUAUGAUCUCGUCAUCAAAGCACAAGUAGAUGGGGAAUUAGAAACUGCAGAAACAAAUGUUAGGAUUAAUGUUGACAAUGAAAAUGAUCAUGUACCAGAAUUUACCCAAGAGAAGUAUGCAGGAGUGGUUUCUGUUAAUUCGCUUACAGGUAGCCCUGUGUUGUCUGUCCAAGCGCGGGAUCUUGAUGAAGAUGUUAUCUCCUACUCGAUGGAUUAUUCCGUCAACUUUCAAAUGGAUCCCAAAACAGGAGAGAUUACUGUUAAAACCAACAAGAAUCUUGACCCCGUCCCAUACUCCUAUACUGUUUAUGCUAGUGAUGGCAAACAUAGCACCUCUGCCUUUGUUAAAAUACAAGUUAGGGGAGGUUCACUCAAAUUCAAACCUGAGGUACAUCAGCGCAGCAAACGCGCUACAGAAUUCACCACUUCUGCCGCUGAAACAGCCACUGGGCGGCUGUUCACUUUACAGUACACUGGUACCGUUCCAGAUCCUCGUUUCUAUCUCUCUGGCCCACCCGAUAUCUUGCCUCUUCUAAGCAUUAAUCCCACUACGGGGGACGUGUCACUGCAACCAGGUCAGAAACUGGAUUAUGAUGAACCAACACAGAAAUAUAUAGGCUUUACUGUGGCUGUCAACAGCUCAUCUUCAGAUGCUACGGAUCUGAUCGCAGUUAGACUUAACAUUGAAAACAGAAAUGACGAAGUUCCUGUGUUUGUCAACCAGCCGACCAAGUUUCUGACCACUAUAAGUCAAAACCCUGCCUUAAACUCCAAGGUCUUUGAGCUGAAUGCUGUCGAUGCUGACCCCAAUUCUCUGGUCAGAUACUACAAGAUAGGAGGUGACGAUGAAUUUGCUGUGCAGGAGACAACUGGAAUAGUUAGCAACACUGUCACAGCAUUGAAUAGUGGUCAGGAGUACGAGAUUCUUGUCCAGGCGCAAGAUAUCAGUGCCAAUCCACCCCAGGUCAGCGAGUCAAAAAAUCUGCGUAUUUUCGUUGGGGAGUUGCCGCCACAAUUCUUUGAGGAAUCGUACACAAUGGAUUGUCCUGAAGAUGCUAAUAGUGGUUACAGUGUUGGUACAGUAAGAGCCAAAUCAUUUCAAGGCCAGUCAAUCAUGUACUCCCUGAAAACAGACACAAAUCAGGACUCCGCAGAGUUCUACCUUCACCCUACUGAUGGUAUCGUCAGCACCAAGAAGGUCUUGGAUUACGAAAGGGACCCACAUACCUACAAUCUGAGAGUUAUUGCACAAGAGGGACUUUCUGGCAAAACUAGCACUGCCUCGUUGGUGGUUAAUCUCCUAGACAGAAAUGACAACAAACCAAUUUUCUCACUGGCUGAAUAUAUAGUGCCUACUCCUCUGGCUGAAAAUACACCAGUAGGACAGUCCUUUUUUGAAGUUGCUGCCCAGGAUGCAGACUCUGGCACCAAUAUGCAGAUUACUUAUUCCAUUCAAAAUGCUCUGGAUGGAAGCUACUUCAGUGUGUCCACAGAAAACAACAGGGGCAUUUUAAGAAUAGCUAAGGAGCUUGACUAUGAAAACAAAACGGACCACACAUACCGUUUUAUCGUCCAAGCCACCGAUCAUGGAGCGCCUGCGCAGACGGGAACCACAGUAGUGAGGCUCCGCGUGUCCAACGUUAACGACGAACCUCCACAACUGAUCCCCAACACACUCUAUGUCAGUGUUAAUGAAGACUCGGUUCCUGGACCAGACGGAAAACUUGUGACUGUACUGCAAGCCCGAGAUCCCGAUAAUGAUGGAAUUACUUUUGCUUUUAAAGACCAAAAUGGUAAUCCAACCAAUCAAAUAAUGCCAUUCCGUCUGGACGAUAACACAGGGAAUAUCAGAUUGGUUGGUCCAAUAGAUGCAAACCGAGCCAACUAUAUCUUGAAUGUUAUUGCUACUGAUGAUGGUGCCUGCUGUGGUGGUGGGACUAGACUGACCAGUGAAGGAGUGGUCAUUGUCGAAAUCCUGGAUGUUGUCAACUCAAAGCCCGAUUUUCCAGACUGCGCUUCAAUGAAUCCUUCAAUCGUUGAGAGCGCUCCCCCAUCUACUUUUGUUUAUCAGGUUAGAGCACAAGAUGCAGACAGUGGUAGCAAUGGCCUUAUCAAGUAUAGCUUGCUGUGGGCACCUCAAGCUCGCAUCCGUCCAUUCAGCAUUGACCAGACGUCAGGCAACAUGACCACCACUGAGAUGCUGGACAGAGAGCAGUACAAAACCGUCAGUGUGACUGUGAAAGCAGAGGACAGUGGAAAUCCACCCCUAGCAGCCUUCUGUUCAUUCCAAGUUACCAUUACCGACAUAAAUGAUAACUCUCCUGUCUUUGACAAGGGAGAAUACACCACAGCAUUGUCAGAAGACAAGGAUGUUGGAUACAAUGUAAUUCGUGUACGAGCUACGGAUAAAGACUCUGCUGUUAACAGCCAGCUUAAGUACAGGAUUAUUCCAUCACCUACUAGUGCUUUCUUCCAGAUAAAUGAAGACUCGGGGGUUAUCUCUCUAGCCAGGGCACUCUCUCAGGUCCAGGAAGCAGUGUUCACUGUGGAGGCAAUGGACCAAGGCAGUCCACAGCGGGGCGAAAACGUCACCGUCAGAAUUUCUAUCACCGACCAGAGCAACACUCCUCCAGAAUGGGUUGAGAACAUUGAUGGCAGAACCUAUCGAAUCAUGGAAAAUGAGACUGCUGAUCACAUUGUAACUACCAUCUCUGCGAGAAACACCAUCGAGGGUCAAACCGGUCUGUCGUUCCGUAUCAUUGAUGGUGGAAAUGAAUUCCAAAAUGGUGUCCGAAGAUCUUUUUAUGAAAGACCAGUUGACGAAACUUCCUUCGAGGUCCUUACUUACAGAGCUCUUGACUAUGAAAAUCUCCAUCGCUAUGAAUUGAAAGUACAAGCUUCGAACAAGGCACAGAACAGGCUUACCCUGUACAAAGAAGCCAUCAUAUAUGUGGAACUGAUUGAUGUGAACGAUGAGAUUCCACAGUUUGAGGAUAUCGAUACCUCGGGUUACAUCUUGGGCAGUGUACCAGAGAAUGAACAAACCAACUGGCAGGUUGUUACAGUACAAGCCGUAGAUGCUGACACCAUACCCGAUUAUAAAAGGGUAAGGUACAGUUUCGCUCCACCAGAACCAAAUGAGGAAGAUUAUCGCACCAAAUUUGCCAUUGAUUCCAGCACUGGCACCAUCACAUCGCGGGUUUCAUUUGACAGGGAAGAGAGGCGAACCUAUUUUGUGACGGUAGCUGCUGAAGACAGUGCUCCAUCAGCCAGGAAGAGCGUAAAUGGACCCAAUCGAGCUGUGGCGACUGUUAAGAUAAUUGUGACAGAUAAGAAUGACAACACGCCAAUGUUUGCCAAAGCACGCUACAACACGUCCGUGUUUGAAGACGCAGAGAUUGGAGAAGUCAUCUUUCAGUUGACUGCAAGUGAUGCUGAUGAAGAUGGUUCCUUGAGUUAUUUUAUCAGUGCCGGAAAUAUUGACGGUGCAUUUGGAGUGACGCCAGACACGGGAGAGAUCAUUGUGCAGAGACGCCUAGAUUUUGACAGAGGAACAAGACACUACAACUUGACGUACAGAGUUGAUGAUGGCUUACAUUCCAACACCACCAUUUUGGAAAUAAUUGUCAAGGACGUCAAUGAUAAUGCUCCAGAAUUCAGUCAAGGAACCUACGAGGCGCGAGACAUCAUGGAGAAUGAUAACAAUGUUCCCAGAGAUUUAUUGAGGGUAAGUGCCACAGAUCCAGACACCAGCCGUAACAACACCAUACGGUACAGUUUGGACGGUCAGUUUGCCAGAGAUGGCUACUUUGAUGUUGAUCCAAUAACCGGACAAGUCAGGCUGCUCAAGCCGCUUGAUCGUGAUCCACCAGAGGGCAGGCCAAUCUGGGAGGUCAACGUUCUUGCAGUUGAUGAACCCACAUCCCCUAACGCCCUGACCGGAUAUGCAGAGAUCAAGGUAUACGUACUGGAUGAGAAUGACAAUGCACCAGUCUUCGUCCCCGAGAGGCUGAAAGGAACAGUUAUGGAAGGAGAAAUAGUCCCCAACUUCAUGACAGUGGUGGCCACGGAUAAAGAUGCAGGGGACAAUGCCCUGGUCACUUACUCCAUCCUCCAGAACAGUGUAGGUGCCAAUGGGCAGAACCUUUUCAGUAUUCAAAGCAGUGGCACCAACAAAGGGGGCAUCUCUACUCUGACAACGACUCUCGACCGCGAGGUCCAGGCUCAGUAUGAGCUGGUGGUGCAGGCCCAGGAUAACCCAUCAGACGGUAGCCAAAGCAGAUCCUCCAGCGCAACUGUCACCAUUACUGUAGGAGACAGGAAUGAUCAGCCACCUGUCUUUAGGCAAAGUUCCUACACUGCAGAGAUGUCUGAGAGUUACACUGUGGGUACCUCAGUGUUAACAGUGGCUGCCUCAGACAAUGAUAUUGGCAGCAAUGCAGCCAUCACUUUCAGACUGUCGGAUUCCAACUUCUUCAGAGUUGAUAAGGUUGCAGAUAGCAAUGAUGACACACAGUAUGGAGUUGUUAAAGUGCAUCAGCAAAUUGACUAUGAACAGAUUAAGGCCGACCCCGUGAUAAGACUUCAGGUGUUCGCAGAAGACACCGUUCACACUGCCACUGCUAAUAUCACCAUCACUGUCACAGAUGCCAAUGACAUGGCACCAGAGAUCACUCCUCAGACAUUUGAGACUGAUGUUUAUGAGAAUGUUACAAUUGGCACUAAAGUUGCAGAAUUUACAGCUACGGAUGGAGAUUCUGGAGUUAAUGCCCAAUUUGAGUUCUCAAUUGAUCGCAGAACAGAUAGACAGCGCAAGUUCCGUAUCGAGCAAGUCGGAAAUAGAGGCAUUGUGUAUGUUUAUAAGGGCCUGGACAGAGAGGCCAUCCCUGAUGAUCCAGUGAGAACAAUUAAGAUUUUGGCCAUUGACAAAGGAGUCCCAGCCCAAACUGGUUCAGGUACCCUCAAAGUGAGGUUGUUGGAUGUUAACGACAAUUGGCCUCAGUUUGCCAAUGACCUUGACCCUCCACCCCGGGUGAUGGAAAAUACCCCACCAGUGGUCAGUGUGAUCACAAUUAGUGCAGUUGAUCCUGAUGAAGAAAGUAAUGGCCCACCAUUCACCUUUGCCUUGGGAGAUGGAGCUGUUUCUCCUAGAAACUGGCGCAACUUGUUCACUUUUGAUUUUACUCCACAAACCUCACCCCCUUAUGGACAGGCACUAAUUCAGUCAAGUGCCACUUUUGAUCGAGAAGAGACCAAAUUCUACUACAUGCCAAUUAUGAUGCGCGACAGCGGAAACCCUGUGAUGAGUGGCACCAACACUCUGACCAUCGAGAUCGGAGAUGUCAACGACAAUGACCACAAAGCCGGUCGGAAAGAGGUGUCUGUGUAUAACUUUGAAGGUUGGAAUGACCCAGAUAGUCAGUUUAGCAGCACAGUGAUAGGGAAUGCCUAUGCUGAAGAUCCUGAUGACUGGGAUAGAGUGGACAAGACAUUUACUUGGGUUGGAAGCCAGCCUCAACAUUUUAGCUUGGACCAGGACACUGGCGAUGUGAUAAUGCUGAAGGGGGCACCUGAAGGAAACUAUAAUCUGGAGGUCAAGGUCACUGAUAAUGUUCGAAAUGUGGAAGCCAUUGCCGUGGUAGUGGUUAACAUAAAAUACAUUGGAAAAGAAGCCGUGUACAGCUCUGGCUCCAUAAGAUUGACAGGCAUCACUGCAGAACAAUUUAUUGAGAGGCCCAAAGGUGGAAAGAGUAAAUAUGACAUGUUCCGUGAAUUGCUGGCCACAAAACUUGGCACCAAAACCGAGUUUGUUGAAAUUUUUACUGUCAACAACAGUGCUCCAAAUACCAUCGAUGUGCGCUAUGCUGCUCAUGGCUCCCCAUGGUACAAUGCUACCAAAACAAAUGGCGUAGUUCUGUUAAACCAAGCAGAGUUUGAGAGCACAGUCGGUAUAACUGUAGGAAUGGUUCCAGUGGAUGAAUGUCUUCAGGAGACUUGUGAGAGUGGAGGAUGUACCAAUGAGCUUGUCGUGGAAAACAUCCCUCUGGUGGUGAACACAAACACUACUUCUCUGGUGGGAGUGCGUGCUUACAUCAAAGCAGAGUGCACAUGCAAAGCACGAGAGUUUACAGAUGGGAAUACGCAGUGUAGUGGAGACAGUUGUAAAAAUGGCGGCACUUGUCUUCCAAAUUUGUCAGGAUCUGGGUACACCUGUCGCUGUCCUGCUGGUUUUGAUGGUCCGCGUUGCCAGCAGAGGCGUCACAGCUUCUCUGGCAAUGGCUGGGCUUGGUACCCUUCUUUGUCUCAGUGUGAGGACAGCAAAACUAGCAUCGAGUUCCUCACAGAGAAAGCAGAUGGUUUGAUUCUCUACAACGGUCCUUUUACACAGCAGACUGGUGUUGAUGCCGUCACUGAUUUCAUCUCCAUUGAACUGGUUCGAGGGUUUCCCAGAGUGAAAGUGGACCACGGUACUGGAGUGCUGUCCCUGCAGUUCAGUGCAGCAGAUGGCAUGCAGCCAUUGAAUGAUGGAAAGUGGCACGAGAUUGCCGUCUACAGAACUGGAAGGAGAGUUAGAGUUGUGGUUGACAACUGUGAGAAUGCCCAGGUCGUUGAAAAUGAUGGAAAUACUUCAACGGAGGACACGCGACUGUGUGCAGCAGAGGGAGAGACCCCUGGUGAGAAUAAGUUUAUCAACGUCAACCUACCUCUGCAGUUAGGAGGACGCCAAAAUCCAAAUUUCCCAGCAGAGGUCACCAGUGGAGGAUUUGAUGGGUGUGUGAAGAAUUUGAUUCAUAAUGGAGAGCUGUAUGAUCUACACAUUGGGGACACGGGCAUGCACGAGAACUCCGCAGAUGGAUGCCCGCGAGAGGAUGCGAUCUGCGAAGGUGUCAAAACUGAUGCUAACAACAUCAAACUUGCAGGAGAGCAAGCUGGACCCAAAUGUGGGGCAAAUGGCACCUGUGUUGUGACCAGCCUUAGUGAGAGAACGUACAAGUGUAUUUGUAACCCUGGCUGGCGAGGUCUUCAGUGUUCCACAGCCACCACUGUUGUGGAUUUCCAAGAAGACAGUUAUCUGAUGUGGGUCAUGAAAGCGAACUAUCAGUCCACAUUGGACAGUAUGGCAUACCAGCGUAAUGUGGAGAUUCAGCUGAUGUAUCGAACACGCGACACACAUGGCCGCGUCUUUACGGCCACCAAUAGUGCAGGAAGGGAGUACAUGAGAUUACAGAUCCAAGACAUGAGACUUCAAUUCGUCUACAACCUUGGCUACAUUGAGCAAAGCGUUUCCCUGGACUAUGUCAAUGCUUCUGAUGGCGAAUGGCACGUUGUAAAUGUGAAACGAUUCGGCAAGCACGUCAUCUUGACCAUGGAUCAAGGAGAAGGGAAAUACUAUGCCGAAAACCUUGGAGCUGCUGUCGCCCACCGCCUCAUGAGAAUAAACCAAAGGAGAGUUUACGCAGGGGCUGAGCUUAAUGGCAUUGACGGGUCGUCCAAUCGGAUAGUACCUGAUCAGGAUUUGUCAAACACCUGUAUGCAGGAUGUGAGACUCUUUGGCGAGUGGCUCCCCAUGAUGGAAUCCGAAGAAUCUCAAAGCACAAUAGCCGAGGUAGAUCGCUCUGAAAAUGUUGUCGAGGGUUGCCCAUCUGAUGCAUGUGCGGGCUUCGUGUGCCCUCCUGAUACUGGCUUGAUAUGUGUUGACCUAUGGAGACACGCCGAGUGCAGAUGUCCAACUGGAGCCAGAUAUGAUGCAACUCUGGCCGUCUGUGUCGACAUCAACGAAUGCCUCCUCACUCCUCCAGUGUGUCAGAAUAAUGGGAAAUGCGUCAACCUCGAAUUCAGCUACAGGUGCGAUUGCCCGGCAGGUUAUUCUGGUGACAACUGCCAAUUGUUUUUGGGUUUCACAGGAGCAGCUGCUGUGGCCCCUGCAGUAUGGGUGGUCAUUGCUAUUGUGAUUCUUCUUAUCAUAGGACUUCUUAUUGGAGCUGUGCUCUACCAGCGCCGCAGAACUGGUGCGGAGAAAUAUCUGAUUGACAUUGAUGUUGAUGAUGACAUGAGGGAAAAUGUGGUCAACUAUGAUGAAGAUGGAGCUGGUGAGGAAGACCAGGAUGCAUAUGAUAUCAGUCGUUUAAGUAAACCCAUGAACGGUACACCUAGCAUGAUGAAGUCUCCACUUAAUGAAGAUAUUCCACGCGACAGGACAAAAGGUCUAGGCCAAGCCCCAGGAGACCCACCUGAUGUUGGUGACUUUAUCCACCAACGCCUGAAUGAUGCAGAUGAGGACCCAGAUGGUCCGCCAUUGGACAGUUUACGGGAAUAUGACUAUGAGGGUGGCGGAAGCACAGCAGGAUCACUGAGCUCGCUGAAUUCCAGCUCUUCAAGUGAAGACCAAAAUUUUGACUACUUAAACGACUGGGGACCAAGGUUUGCUAAGCUUGCAGAAAUGUAUGGAGCAGGACAGAGCGAGGAAGACGAUUAAAUGGAAAACUGAACUUAAGCAAAAAGACAAGAUUACGAGAUAUAACAGCUGAGAUCCCAUCUACUAAUUAGAUAUGCCUAGGUUGAACUCAACAGAACUCGGAUGUUGCAGUUUUAAGAUGAGCAUGGAGAGCAUGCCCACAGAAAAAUUGUGUGAGGUACAAGUGCCACUUGGUUUCUUCUUCAUUUGCUCCAUUUUACAGUGUGUACAUGUUUCUAGGAAUUUAUUCACUGUUAAGUGAAUUUAGUUUCAUAUGACAUUACUAAGUCUGCAGCUGAGAAGAUGAGACUUCUCCAUCACAUUUUCCCCUCAGUUAUCGACAGUUUCCAUUUGUCUUGUCUUAUUGUAAAUUCUUAGCUGGAAAGAGGAAUGAAAACAUUCAACAUACCACAGCUGUAGAUAUGCAGUGCAGAUGCUUUCCAUUAUAAUAUGCCAAGCCAUCCUUGUCUGCCAUUCUAUUGGUGCAUUUUGGCAGUUUUUGUAGUUGCUACCCAUUUUAGUUAGAGUGUACAAUGGUGAAUCUUUCCUUGUGCUUUUUUUUUACUAAACAUUAUUGAAAACUUUUUAUACAGCAGUCUCCUUUUUAAUAAUCCAGUCGAUACAGGCAUCGCUUUCAACACCGAUGACAUUGCCACAACUUAUAAAAUGUGUUAAUACCAACAAAUGUCACAACUUAUGCAAUGCUAACAUUAUUCACAACAAGCACUAUUAUUGUGUCACACAAUUGCCACAACUAAUGCAGUCACAGUAUCUAAAAUAACUGAAUGAAUUGCUUCACUAUAAUGUACAUGUUCAGAAAGAAUUUUAUUUUUCAUCAUAUAUUUAGUUGUGAUAGGUAUAUUUUUACCUGAAUCAUCACAAUUGUAAGAAAUGUUUAUCUCUGCGUCAACAACAUCAUUUCUAUGUUUAUAUUAAGAUUAUUGAGUGUAUAAAAACAUCCAUGUGGUUGAAUAUGUAUGAUCAUUGUUAAAGAUUGGCACAUUAUCUAUGAUGCAUUGCACUGAAGCUUAAACGUUAAUAAUCUCAUUCAUUGGUGAUUGGUUAAAAAUCAGCCAAUCAAACAAAAACUCAUAACUAGCAUCACAACCAAAUUUUUCAUGUAGAAGUCUUGAAUCAACCUAAUCUUGAAUAGAUGUUCCAUCUUAGCAUAGCAGAUUGUGAGAUCUGCUCGGGGUAGUGAAACGAAUAUAUCUAACAGAUCAUUCCAAAAGGUUUAUAUAUAUAUAAAGGGCCUUGAUCUCAUGCAUUAUAAUUUUAUAAAAUAGUUUCUAUAAUACUUGGAAAUAUUAUCACGGUAUGUAAUAUAUAGUAUUAGUAAUUUUCAUGUUUAGUCAAGAGAUUACCCGAGUUCGUAUUAAUUGUUUUCCAUCACUUUAGAGGAAAAUCCACGCCCUGUCACUUGUUUUUAUUUGCCAUUGUGAAUGUCAACAUAUCUGUAUCGCAAAGUUGAUUAUGUAUAAAGUAUUAUUUGAGGAAGUUUCUGUACAUGUGUUUCUGAAAAAAGUACAAGAAGCCUCUUGUCCUUGUACCUGUUAUGGAGAGACUUUCAUUUGUGUAAUUUGAUGUGCGUUUGUGCUGAAAGUUGUAGAAACUCACGUAGUGAUAGAUUGUUGGAGGUCUUCGUAUCACUUUUUACUUAUGAAGUAAAGUGCUGUAGAUCAAGAAGCAAGUAAAGUAUUGUCUUUAAUUUCAUUAUUGUAUGUUUGCGGAAGAAGGGACACAUUUAUAGAUUCCGUUUUACCUGAAAGGCGAAGAGUAUUUUUUGGAUUGCAAGUAAAUGAUCCUUUGUUUGAAUAAAAAUAAAGAUAAUUAUAAAGUUAGAAAGAACAAUGGUACAGAUAAAAUAUCAGAAGACAAAAUGUGUAAUCUUUGUAGGUAGCUGCUUUGCAAAGUGCAAUUUUUUUGUAGUGAUUUUUUUUCUGUAGUUAGGACAGUGGGUUACAAUGUAGCACUAGAUUUCACCAACUUGUAUUGUUAAAACGGUUAACUAUGUUUGAAGAAUGAUACAAAUUUAAUUGCAAAUGUAUUUCAAUGGAAUGAAGUUCCAAACUUUUACUGAGGUUUGAAAAAGAGUUCACCAGAAAUUAAAACCUGUUAUCAAAAUGUUUCUUUGUAUGGUGUAAAAGGCAGGUGAGCCCACAGAUUCCUCGAUACUAAAGAUCUGCCCUCCAUACUCUUGCGAUGAAAUUUUUCCAUUGAAAUUACCUGGACUGAAAAAUGCUGCGCGCUGUGCGAUAUCAAUAUUUAGAACAUAUAUUUAUACACAUUUGCACAACUUCGUACUACUUGUAGAGUUGUAUUUUUAUUUCAUCAUAUGAAUUUAUAUAUAUAUAAUAUGUAUUGCUUCAUCAUCUAUAGCACGUAGAUAUUCUCGUUUUACGGAAGAUGAAAGAAAAGCUCAUUUUAUUGUCUCUAUAUUUGUACAUACCGCUUAUACUGUGCAUUUUGAAUAAACUGAUUUUUAAUGAAACA